AAUCUCUGGAGUUGGAUCUAUCGCCUGAUUUUGGCGAAUCUUGGGAGCUUUCGUCCAGGGGCUAGUCUCGCUUCACCAAAAUCUUUCAAGACUUCCAGAAGUGAUGAAAGUGGAGCGGGAGAGUCGGUCUUACUGGCGCCGUUAUUAAUUGGGCGGGGGCUGUCUUCAUCCUAGCUUCAUCCUAACCCCAUGUCUGUCGACAAUAUUUCCACCAAGUCUGUUGAUGACUCUCUUGCGUCGGGAUGGUCUCUGGCAGACAACCACGAAGAGAAACUUUCAUUCUCUUCGGUGAUGCCGGUGGACGUACGGAUUCGGAACCUUUCUGUACAGGUAGAGGGCAUAAGACAAUGGAAAGAGUGUUUCCCUGGCCUCAGGAAAAAUUCUUCCGAUUUGGAGGCUCGCAGGAUCAAGAGCCUUCUCAGCCAUAUCGACGCUGAUUUUCCUCGCGGCACUCUGACAGGCAUUCUCGGUAGCAGCGGCAGUGGAAAGACGACGCUACUUAACGUUCUGUCUGAACGCAUGCGCGGCAGUAACCUCUCCGUCCAGGGCGAGCGCCUCCACAAUAAUUCGAUAUCCCUAUCUAGUAUUUCACAUGCAUAUGUUACUCAGACAGACUCCCUUCUUCCUACCCUCACAGUUCGCGAAACUCUCACAUACGCUGCAAGCCUACGUCUCCCCGCUACUACGAGCCGCGCACAACGCGCCCAACUAGUCGACGAUAUCAUUCUCGAACUCGGACUAAAGGACUGCUCGAACACAUAUAUCGGGGACGGUGUACGCCGCAAGGGGUGUUCUGGUGGAGAACUGAGACGUGUCAGUCUUGGUAUCCAGUUGCUGGGAAAUCCCUCUGUGCUGUUUCUGGAUGAGCCAACGACGGGCCUCGACGCGACAAGCGCCUUUCAUCUUGUGAAGACGCUGAAGAGUCUCGCGCAGAAGGGCAGGACGGUGAUCAUGACCUUGCACCAACCUCGCUCUGAGGCGUUUCUUAUGCUCGAUAGGGUUAUGCUACUCUCUCAAGGACGCACUCUCUACGCUGGUGCCUCUUCAGCAGCGAUUAAUUGGUUCGAGGGACUUGUCCAUCCAUUAGAACUCCACGUCAAUCCUGCGGACUAUCUAAUCGAUGUUGCUGCCGUUGAUGUUCGCACGGUUGCGGCUGAGGAAGCGUCUCGAAGUCGUGUCAGCAGGCUCAUCGCAGCGUGGAAGUCAGAGUCUGCUGUCCGAUUCCCGCCGAUCAAACAGGAAUUAACGGUCAGCAACAUCGAUAAACGAGAUGUACACACGGCACCUGUUGGCCGUGUGAUACUCACUCUAAUCUCUCGGAAACUGAAGACAAGUAUCCGCGAUCCAUUUGGUUUGGGCGCCACUUUGUUCGAGGCCGUGAUCAUGGGGCUGUUCGUUGGAGUCGUCUUUUACCAUAUUCCUGACUCGCUGGCGGGAAUUAAGACCCGGCAGGGCGUGCUUUAUACAUCAGUGGGUCUGCAAGAGUACCUGAUUAUGAUGUAUGAGGUGUAUCGUCUGACCAUGAUAGACCUCCCCGUAUUUGACAGAGAGCACAGUGAUGGCAUCGUUGGCAUCGUCCCAUGGAUCAUAAGCUAUCGUACUGCGCACGCCAUCCUGGAGGAUAUUCUAGUCCCUUUCGUCUUCUCCGCCAUCACGUACUACAUGGUCGGACUCUCACCCUCGUAUACCCAGUUCUUCUACUAUUUCGCUGUCGGACUUCUCACUCAGUACAUUUCGGUCACCUUUGCGGGCUUUGCUACCGCCAUGACGAGGGAUUUUUCGAAAGCCACCAUCAUAGCAAACAUCGCGUUCAUGCUGCACACGUACCCCUGCGGGUUCUUCAUCCAAGCUGAUACCAUUCCUAUUUUCAUCCGCUGGACAAAAUGGAUUUCCCCAAUUUUCUACGGCUUUACCGGGUUGGUUUACAAUGAAUUUAAAGGCCGCUUUUUCACUUGUCCUUUCGGUGAUGCCGUGACAAAUCCUAACUGCGCCAACUACCGAGGCGAUUUCAUAAUCAGCUCUCUCGCUGUACCGAACAUGACCUGGACAUACAUCCCGAUAUGUGCCAUACUCGGCAUCGCUAUCUCAUACAUCAUAGGUCAAAUGCUCUUUCUCCAUCUCUUCAAAGUCAACGUCUCCAUGCUUGGAACCAAGAAACGUCCGGAGGAUGAGUCCCGGCACGCAUCUAGCGCUCCCGUGUCCCUCACUCCAAACAGCGUCGCUGGCAUCGACGUUGACGUCACGGAUUACACUCUCAAAAUCCGCCCACGACGAGGAAGGGAUAAAAAAAUCCUUCAGGGAACUACUUCUUGUUUCGAGGCUGGAAAAGUAAACGUCAUUUUGGGUCCUUCCGGGAGCGGUAAAACUACUCUGCUCAAUCUCAUGGCACAGCGACUUCAGUCGACACUUCAGACGACCUACGUUGCCGGGGGAACGAUGACGCUAAAUGGCGUACCAGCUAAACCAGAGGUGAUGAGCACCCUGUGUUCGUAUGUAACACAGGAUGAUUCUGCUCUUCUACCAUAUCUCACCGUUCGCGAGACUUUGCAGUUUGCUGCUGCAUUGCGGCUACCAAAAGCUAUGUCCAAGGAGGAGAAACGCCAUAGAGCGGAUGAGGUUAUGCUGAAGAUGGGCCUGAAGGAUUGUCGGCACACUCUCAUCGGGAACGAGUUGUUGAAAGGUAUCUCUGGAGGCGAGAAACGACGAGUGAGCAUUGCCGUCCAGGUGCUCACAGAGCCUCAGGUUCUGAUGUUGGAUGAGCCGACAUCAGGGUUGGACGCAUUCACAGCAGCGUCUAUUCUUGACGUUCUAGCACAACUAGCGAAGGAAGGUCGAACGAUCAUAACGACGCUUCAUCAGAGCUCCUCCGAACUUUACAAGCGAUUCGGCAACGUGCUGCUGUUGGCGAAGGGUGGUCGGGUUGCAUACUCUGGUGCUGCAAGUGAGAUGCUCGACUAUAUGUCUUCGGUUGGGUUUGAGUGUCCUGCUAUGAUGAAUCCUGCGGAUUUCGCAUUGGACGUCGUAUCGGUUGAUACGCGGGAGGCCGAACAAGAGGAACUUGGUAGGGCGAAGGUCAACGAGCUCGUGAAGGCCUUUAAGGGUCGCCAGAAGGAGAAAGGCAGCGUAUCACCGCUGCCUGACAAACACUUGGGGAUUUCAUUAACUAAUUUCAAGGGAUAUGAGAGGAAGAUGUUGUCCAUUACCACUUCGCUGCCGAUCCUGCUUAAACGUGGCGUUCUGGCGUUUCUUCGGCAAAAUUCCUUGUUGUUCGUACGGAUUGGAAGUAUCCUUGGCCUCUCGAUUGGUAUUGGACUCUUCUUCUCGCCGAUUGGAGAUGAUUACCCGAGCAUUCAGUCUCGUGUUGGUUGUAUCCAAAAGACACUUCCGCUGUUCUUCAUUGGCAUACUUCAAAAUGUCGCAGUCUUUCCUGUAGAACGGGAUUUCUUCUACAGGGAAUAUGAUGACGGUGUUUACUCUGUCGAGGCCUUCUUAACCUCAUACGCCUUAUUAGAGCUUCCUUUCGAGGUUGUCACUGCAUUGGUCUAUUCACUAUUUGUUUCAAUCUCCGCCAAUCUUGGGAGGACAGUUUCGAUUUACUUCAUAACUGCCUUGAAUGGGUUGUGUAUCGUGAACGCCGGAGAAUCUCUCGGCAUGAUCAUGAAUACCUUUCUUACCCAGGACACGGGUCUGGCUCUGAACAUCACGAACAUUCUGAUGUCUAUCGCCAUGUAUAUGGCAGGUCUUAUGAGUCUGAACAUGCCGGGCUUCCUGAAAGCCUUGAACAAGCUGAACCCGCUUGGCUACUCUGUUCGCAAUAUGAUGCCUUACGUGCUCCGAGGCCGGACAUUUUCGUGUGGAGAUGACCAACGACUCACAGACGGAUCAUGCGCAAUCAGUACAGGCGAACAGGUGCUCGAAAUCUUCAAGCUGAAUGAUGUUAGCGCUCCUUUGAACCUCUGUGCGGUCGUGAUCAGUACCGUUGUGUACCGUCUCCUUGCUUACGCUGUGUUGAAGCUGGUAAAGAGCAAGUUCAAAAUAGAACGACGACAGUGAUGAAUUAGACGGCAUUUUUAUCAUGACUCUUACGUUGGGAUUUUGAACGUGUAUCAUCUGUAUUCUUAAGCAUUGCAUACAUACUAGAAAUAGAGUUGUGAUAUAUUCAUUGUGGACUCUUAUUCCAUUCCUUAAUGUUUAACUGCAUACACGUCUAUGUUUCGUCGUUACCGAUCCUUCUUGCAUACUUAUGAUCAUAUUUCCUAAACUUGUGUAUGUCCGAUUUUUGUUUACUCAGGUUCUCAAGGUGAGAUAUUUUUCCCCGAUGGUGCUGCUUCUGACUGAAGACAUUUCGAUGUGUUCAAUUUGAAAGAGAAGGCUGCACGCCCAAACCUUCACCCUAUUCUCUGGAUGGAUAAUCCAACUUU
Messenger RNA from Desarmillaria tabescens, 4421 nucleotides. RefSeq names its product P-loop containing nucleoside triphosphate hydrolase protein. The transcript has 8 exons. Bases 190 to 4053 code for a protein of 1287 amino acids. Gene Ontology annotation, molecular function: ABC-type transporter activity; ATP binding; ATP hydrolysis activity. Lineage: Eukaryota; Fungi; Basidiomycota; Agaricomycetes; Agaricales; Physalacriaceae. Gene Ontology annotation, biological process: transmembrane transport. The record is from RefSeq and is a predicted model, not a curated record. Gene Ontology annotation, cellular component: membrane.